AUGAAUCCUGCAGGCUGCCCGCGGCAGAACCUGGUGGCAGAGGCCGUUUUGAGCGGCUCCACAGCGCAGGAAGCCAACGGGGAGGAAAAGCCCCGGAGAUGCCGCACGAGGAGGGGCUGCAAACGCAGCUGGCGGGGAUCUGAGGGGGAAAGAGCCAGCCUGGGCCGGGAAGGCGGCUGGAGGUGGAGCCAGAGCUCGGAGCUGGUGCUCCGUGAGCAGGUUCAUGAUGGGGAGAAGCCCCACACGUGCGUGGAGUGUGGGAAGAGCUUCAGGUGGAAGUCCCAGCUCAUCAAGCACCAGUGGACCCACACUGGGGAGAGGCCCUACGAGUGUUCCAAGUGUGGGAAGGGGUUUAAGAUCAAGUCCCAUCUCCUCCGGCACUAUCACAUUCACAGAGAGGAGAGGCCCUUCCAAUGCCCUGAGUGUGGGAAGGGAUUCAAGCACAGCUCUACCCUUGUCAAGCACCGGCGCAUCCACACUGGGGAGAGGCUCUACGAGUGUGAUAAAUGCAGCAAGAGGUUUCAGACCAGCUCCAAUCUCCUCCUGCACCAGCGCAAGCACACAGAGGAGAGGCCCUUCCGCUGCCCUGAGUGUGGGAAGGGAUUCCAGCGCAACUGCACGCUCGUCAGGCACCGGCGCAUCCACACUGGGGAGAGGCCCUACGAGUGUCCCCAGUGUGGGAAGAGCUUCUCCAGGAACUCUACCUUGACCCGACACCAACGGAGGCGCCACUAAGGGAAGCCCUGUGAGUGCCCCGAGUGUGGAAGAGCUUCGUGCCCUGCUCCAGCUCCAUCCCCCACUGGAGGAGGCACUUUGGGCACAGCCCUGGUCACUCACAUUCCCUGUGAUCCAUGUUGGGAACACACCUGGCAGCUUCUAAUUUUGGUUUGUCCUUAAUUUCUUUCUAUACUCAAUGUCUUUGCAAUCCAAAAGCCAGUAUUGAUACCUCUGUCACCUCAAAACCACUCACAUCCCACU
This is a messenger RNA of Melozone crissalis (California towhee), 978 nucleotides long. RefSeq names its product gastrula zinc finger protein XlCGF49.1-like. The transcript has 2 exons. The record is from RefSeq and is a predicted model, not a curated record. Lineage: Eukaryota; Metazoa; Chordata; Aves; Passeriformes; Passerellidae. Gene Ontology annotation, biological process: regulation of transcription by RNA polymerase II. Gene Ontology annotation, molecular function: DNA-binding transcription factor activity, RNA polymerase II-specific; RNA polymerase II cis-regulatory region sequence-specific DNA binding. The coding region runs from base 1 to 735 and encodes 244 amino acids.